This is a messenger RNA of Drosophila bipectinata, 6429 nucleotides long. It is a transcript of the gene cnc, whose product is annotated as NFE2 like bZIP transcription factor cap-n-collar. Lineage: Eukaryota; Metazoa; Arthropoda; Insecta; Diptera; Drosophilidae. Gene Ontology annotation, molecular function: DNA-binding transcription factor activity, RNA polymerase II-specific; RNA polymerase II cis-regulatory region sequence-specific DNA binding. Gene Ontology annotation, biological process: regulation of transcription by RNA polymerase II. The record is from RefSeq and is a predicted model, not a curated record. Gene Ontology annotation, cellular component: nucleus.
AUUUAAAAAAAAAGUGAAGAAAGAAAGUGAAAUAUAAACAAACAAAUAAACUCUCCCCCCAGCAAUAACGAGGGGGUGUGAAAGGGUAAACAAUAAAACAUACGCCAUUGUGUGUGCAGCUAAGAAGAAGAAGAAGAAGCACCAACAAUAACAGCAACAAGAAGGAGAAGGAGCACCUUACUGCGUCGCAGCAUUUUACCGUUGUAGUCAGCCAGCACCCAUCAUCAUCUGCCCCAAAAAAAAAAGCUGAAAAGAAAGAGCCCGAGGACAGCCAUCAAUUAAAAGCGAAGAUCAUUGCAGAAACUGCAGGCGGCGGAAUAUAUUGUUUUGGUGGCGGUUGCGGAGGCGGAAGGCGGGGCAAGGAGACUGCGUCAUUGAAGGCAGCGAUCCCGGACGGCGCAGCCGCAGAGCUGUUGUCCGGGACGGAGACGGAGAACAACAACACAAGCAACGGAGGAGGAGGAGGAGGUGGUGGCACCCACUCACAUCUGCUCGGAAUCGGAAUAGCUCACAAACGGCAACACCAUGAUCUCAAAUAAAAAGUCAUAUGCGAUGAAAAUGCUGCAACUGGCACUGGCCCUGAGCCUGCUGCACUACAACCCGGACUACCUGCUCCAUCGCUGGGAUUCGCAGCUGGAACUCGGCUCCCAUGGCGAUGGCUGGGAGCUGGAGAUGCUGCGCACCGUCCACCGGCUGGACAUGGACCAGAACCCCUAUGGCAAUCGGAAAGGGUUGAGUCCCCGGAUCGAGGAUCUGCUCAAUCUGAUGGACCCCUCCAUGGAGGGCAUGGGCAGCGGGGUGGGCGAGUACAAGCUGCCAACCAGCUUCAACGGCAGCACCUUCGUGAUGAACCUCCACAACACGACCGGAAACAGCAGCGUCCAGACGGCCGCUCUGCAGGAUGUGCAGGGCGCUGGGGCUGCUGGGACAGCUUCUGGCUCGUCCUCCACGGGCGGGGCAUCCAGCGGGUCGUCUCUCGGAGAAAUCCACAUCGACACCUCGUCCCUGGCAGCUGGAAACGCGAACCACUCUCUACUGCGUCCCGCCCCGGAGCUGGACAUCAUCCUCUCGCCUCACCUGCUGCAGGAUCAGCGCUCCAUCUGGGAACAGAACCUGGCCGAUCUCCACGACUACAACGACCUGCCGCUGCAGUCCAGCCCGUACGCCAAUCUACCUCUGAAGGAUGGCCAGCAACAGGCCCCCAACAGCUCUCACCUGGAUCUCAGCCUGGCGGCGUUGCUCCACGGCUUCACCGGAGGAAGCGCCACUCCUCUUAGCACGGCGGCCCUCAAUGACAGCACCCCGCAUCCCAGCAAUCAGGGCAGCCAGAUUGUGGAGAACAACUCGGACGACGUCCUGGAGGACAGUCUGUACCUGGGCCGGCUGUUUGGCGAGGAGGAGGUGGAUGACGAUGAUGCGGAACUAGCCGGCGGAGUGGCCAACGCCUGUGAGGUCGAGGGUCUCACCACCGACGAGCCGUUUGGCUGUUCCAGCUUUGCCAACGAAGUGGAGGUCGGAGGAGGAUUCGAGGAGGAGGAGGAGAGUGAGAUCGCCGAGGUGCUCUACAAGCAGGAUGUGGACUUGGGCUUCAGCUUGGACCAGGAGCAGAUCAUCAAUGCCUCCUAUGCCAGUGGCAACAGCGCCGCCAGCCAGGCCAAGGGCCGACUGGAGGAGGAGGCCAAGACGUCGGACCCCUCGCUCGGACCCGAAUCCACCGAAGACGCCCUGAAGGAUCCCGCCACCGAGACCACCGAGGUCACUGGCGCCACCGUUGACGAUAUUGAGAAGCUGAAAGCUCUCGAGGAGCUUCGGCAAGAUAAGGACAAGGACGCCGAGAACCUACUGGAGGACAUUACCAAUGAAUGGAACGGAAUACCCUUUACCAUCGACAAUGAAACUGGUGAAUACAUUCGCUUGCCUUUGGAUGAUUUGCUGAACGACGUGCUCAAGCUCUCUGAAUUCCCGCUCGAAGACGAGUUAUCCAACGAUCCGGUGGCCUCCACUUCCCAGGCAGCUGCCGCUUUGAACGAAAACCAAUCGCUUAGGACCAGCUCGGAGACCGGCGAAGAGUUCCUCGGCGGCGAGGUAGUGCCCCUCAAGCAGCGUAGGAUCGACACCAAGGACCAGGAGAACGACCCGGAAAAGGACAACAACGGAGGGGACGACUUCUCGGUCAGCGACUUUGACGACUUGCAGAACUCUGUGGGCUCGCCCCUGUUUGACUUAGAUGAGGACGCCAAGAAGGAGCUAGACGAGAUGUUGCAAUCCACGGCUCCGCCCUACCACCACCCCCAUCCUCACCACGGCCAUCCCCAUGCGCAUCCCCAUCCGCACCAUCAUGCCGCCACGAUGCACCACCACGCCCAUGCCCAUCAUGCCGCCGCCGCUGCCGCUGCCCACCAGCGUGCAGUGCAGCAGGCCAACUAUGGCGGCGGCGUUGGCGUCGGUGUCGGAGUCGGAGUGGGCGUGGGCAGCGGUACGGGUAGCGCCUUUCAGCGUCAGCCAUCCAGCGGUGGAUUCCAUCCCAGCCAUCACCAGGGUCGUAUGCCGCGCCUGAACCGCAGCGUCUCCAUGGAACGGCUUCAGGACUUUGCCACCUACUUCAGCCCCAUACCCAGCAUGGUGGGCGGAGUGUCGGACAUGUCGCCGUAUCCCCACCACUAUCCGGGCUACUCCUACCAGGCGAGUCCCUCGCAAGGCGCCCCCGGUCCCGGACAGCAUGGUCAGUAUGGUGGCGGAGCUGCUGCUGCUCCCCUGCAGCCGCCACCACCGCCGCCGCCGCACCAUGCCAGUAUGCUGCACCACCCGAACGCCGCCCUGGGUGACAUCUGCCCCUCGGGCCAGCCCCACUACGGCCACAAUCUGGGCUCGGCGGUCUCCUCCAGCAUGCAUCUGACCAACUCCAGUCACGAAGCCGAUGGCGCCGCCGCCGCAGCUGCCGCCUAUAAGGUGGAGCACGAUCUGAUGUACUAUGCGAAUACCUCCUCGGACAUGAACCCAACGGCUGAUGGUUUCAUGAACUCCAUUUUCACCGACGAGGAUCUUCAUUUGAUGGACAUGAAUGAGAGCUUCUGUCGCAUGGUGGACAACAGCACCAGCAACAACUCUUCGGUCCUGGGUCUGCCCAGCAGUGGACAUGUCAGCAACGGCUCUGGUGGCUCUGCUCAGCUGGCGCCGGGAAACACUCACGCAAACCAAGUCAACGGAGCUUCGGGCGCCGUGGGCCCAAUGAGCACUGGCGGAGCUGCGGGCAUGACCGCCGAUCUUCUGGCCAGCGGCGGUGGUGCAGGUGCACAGGGCGGGGCUGAUCGCUUGGACGCCUCUAGCGACAGUGCCGUCAGUUCGAUGGGCUCCGAGCGGGUGCCCUCCCUCUCCGACGGCGAGUGGGGCGAGGGCAGUGACUCGGCGCAGGACUAUCACCAGGGCAAGUACGGUGGCCCCUAUGACUUCAGCUACAACAACAACUCGCGGCUGACCACGGCCACCCGUCAACCGCCGGUGGCGCAAAAGAAGCAUCAGUUAUACGGAAAGCGGGAUCCUCACAAGCAGACCCCAUCGGCUCUGCCACCGACAGUGCCGCCGGCAGCUGCCACGGCCGUGCAGUCGCAGAGCAUUAAAUACGAAUACGAUGCGGGAUACGGAUCCUCGGGAAUGGCCAGCAGUGCUGGCGGUAUCAGCAGCGAAGCUGGCGCCAUGGGACCGGCCCUGUCGAAGGACUACCACCAUCACCAGGCGGCCUACGGAAUGGGCGCCAGCGGUAGCAACUUCAAUGGGGACUACACCCACCGACCCACUCCCAGGACUGCUGAAGACCUGGUGCACCUAAAUCACACCUACUCGGCCCUGCCCCAGGGAAGUGGUGCCCUGCCAAGACCCCAGGCGCGCGACAAGAAGCCUCAGGUGGCCACUAAGACAGGAUCAGGCAAGGGAGCCAACUCUGGCGGCGGUAGCAGCAGCAGCAGCAGCAGUGCCGGCGGCAGUAGCCACGGCGGAGAGGAUGAGCAUCUGACCCGUGAUGAGAAGCGUGCCCGUGCCCUGAACAUCCCUAUUCCGGUGCAGGACAUCAUCAAUUUGCCCAUGGACGAGUUCAACGAGCGUCUGUCCAAAUACGACCUGAGCGAGAACCAACUGUCCCUGAUCCGCGACAUCCGUCGUCGUGGCAAGAACAAGGUGGCGGCCCAGAACUGCCGCAAACGCAAGCUGGACCAGAUCCUCACCCUCGAGGACGAAGUGAACGCUGUGGUGAAGCGCAAGACGCAGCUGAACCAGGACCGCGAUCACUUGGAGAGUGAGCGCAAGCGCAUCUCCAACAAGUUUGCCAUGCUCCAUCGACAUGUGUUCCAGUAUCUUCGUGAUCCUGAGGGCAACGCAUGCUCGCCGGCUGACUACAGCUUGCAGCAGGCCGCCGAUGGCUCUGUCUACUUGCUGCCGCGUGACAAACCCGAGGGCAACAACACGGCCACAGCUGCCUCCAAUGCUGUGUCCUCGGGCAGCAACGGACAUGUGCCCGCCCAGGCACCGAUGCACGGCCACCAUGGCCAGCACGGAAUGCAGGCCCAGCACGUCGGUGCUGGAAUGAGCCAGCAGCAGCAACAGCAGCAGUCGAGGCUGCCCCCGCAUCUGCAGCAACACCAUUUGCAGCAGCAACAGCAGCCAGGAGGUCAGUCGCAACAGCAGCACCGCAAGGAAUGAAAGUACCUGUUGCGAAUCGCCGCAACAAAGAGUUGGUUCACUAGCUUCCAGCGCGAGCAGCUUCGAGCCGAGCAGCAGCAGCAGCACCAGCAACACUAUCAGCAGCAGCCGCAAUUCGAUUACCGCUACGACCUGCUGAACAGCAGUUACCUGUACUAAUGGUUAUUCUUCUUCACUAGCUGCAACAUGUUGCUGGCAACAUUCGUUGCACCUGCUGUUGCUGCUAUAUCGGGCAGUGGAAGCUUCUUCAUACAUCCCUCCCUCUCCAUCCCCCACACUUCCAUCUACAGUUUACUUUAGUCAGCUUUUCAGCUUUGUUAUUUAUUUUGUAAUUAUUAAUUAUUCAGACUCGUCCUAACUUUUCCGGAGAGCCUUUUACUUAAAAGCGAAAGAAAAAAAAAAUAUGAAAAAAUCUAUACUUGUGAUAAAUCAACUAUUUCUUCAACUGGCGCUCACAAGCAGAACACUAGCGAAUGCAAACAGAUUAUGUUUUAAAUGAAUUUUAAAAUCAGAAAAGUAUGCAGAAUCAGAAUCAGAACCCCCAAUCACAAAUCACAUUCACACACAACAUAGCUUAUCAAGGCGUCGUCCAAUACUAUUCGAUGGUGAAACCGUUAACAGAUUUAUAUAAUAUUAGAUUGUAAAAUAAAUGAGAAAGCAUAAAUGAAUACAGAACGAGAAAUGUAAAAUAUAGAUAUAUAGACAAUGAACACACACAUCCAGAAACACAUGAACACCACACACACACAGUCGUUUGUAAAGGUUGAUAGAUAUAUUGCUGGACAUGAAAUGAAAUACGCCCGUAAGACAGUUAGUUGUAAGCCCCUAGCCGUAUACUAUAGUCUAGUGAGAGAGAUCUACCAUAGAAACAUUAAGUUCACGCGGCAUUUAUCAAAAUCAACCCAUUAUACCCACAAAAACAAACAAAAAACACAUCCACAAGCAGAAACAUAACACAAAUUAGCGUAUCAGACUAAGCUAGCAUCUAGAAUCUGUAAAUACAUACUUUUAACUUAGUUAACCAUUAACCAGAAUUAGGCUACUGAAACUACAAAAAAAAACUAAGAAAACCCUAAAAAAAAGAAAGAAUACAAAAACAAAAAAAAAGCUAAGGCCCUUGCUAGGGCGUAUCAGCAGUCCUGGUAGAGGUUUAGUCGAUAAGCGAUAAGAGAUAUUAAUAUUUAAUAUUCUUCAAAACAAUGUCCUACAGCAUAAAGAGUUUAACUUUAAUAUAAACACUUACACGUACUAUAUUAACUUAACAGGUCCGCUACGAAAAUCGAAACAAUCUAUUGUUACUGUAGGCAUACGUAUUUUAAUUGUUGUAAUGAAUUUCGCGCUUUUUGGAACGCAAAACACUACAAAAACUACAAAAUUCAAUAAAAGCGCGCAGCUUUUCAAUUACGGAACGCGAAAUUAUUUGUUGUAAAUUGAAAUUGAACUAAUUAUCUACCAUUGUACUACUACUACUCGUACAGACACUCUAAUGCAUACGUAAAAACAUUAACAUUAAUUUGGAGGGAGUGUGCUCAGACAUUACCAAAGUCCACAAGAUACUAACCCAAGGAUUACCAUCGAGGAUUCCUGUGCACGCUUCGGCCAAUACCAUGUACUUGUAUGUUUCUAUCAGAUUUGUAUGUAUGUUUCAUAAGAAAAUUUGUAUGCUUUAAAAACGAUCAACUUUUCGUCAGCUAAACAAAGAAACCGUCAAAAUUAAAGAAAAAUACUAAAAAAAUA